AUGACAGUCGAUCCCCCUUCAGACAAACCAGCCCCGUCCCCAAUGGAGGGCGGAUGCGCCUGCGGCUUCUUGCGGUAUCGUCUCGAGGACUCCCCACUCGUCGUGCACUGUUGCCAUUGCACGAGCUGCCAACGAGAGACAGGGACUGCAUUUGCCCUGAACGCCGUGAUCGAGACUUCCAAUGUCACCUCCCUCCCAGCAGCUGCUGCAACAGUGCCCGCAUCCCUGGGAGAUGAAGCAAAGCCAGCCGGCCCUCCGCUGUUCCAGCCUGAAGAGACCACCACUGCCGAGCCGAAGUAUAUCCUCACGCCCUCCGAGUCCCAGAGGGGACAGAGCAUAGCGCGAUGCCCGAGAUGCUACGUGGCUGUUUGGUCGAAUUAUCCUGGAGCUGGGCCGUUGUUUCGAUUCAUCCGCGUGGGUACUCUGGAUGAGCCCUGGAAGGUCGGCCCCGAUGUCCAUAUCUAUACCAGGAGUAAACGGAGUUUUGUUCAGUUGAAUGCGGAUGUGCCGCAGUAUGAGGGAUACUAUCCCACUCGUGAGACUGUGUGGAGCAAGGAAAGUAUGGAAAGGUGGAAGAAAGCGAGAGCUGAAGGAGGGACCGGCACUUCUCUGAACCUCGCAGAACGAGUGGAAGAAUCCCUUCGGAUUUCCUAG
This is a messenger RNA of Aspergillus terreus NIH2624, 654 nucleotides long. Its product is annotated as GFA family protein. The record is from RefSeq and is a predicted model, not a curated record. The transcript has a single exon. Gene Ontology annotation, molecular function: carbon-sulfur lyase activity. Bases 1 to 654 code for a protein of 217 amino acids. Lineage: Eukaryota; Fungi; Ascomycota; Eurotiomycetes; Eurotiales; Aspergillaceae.